AUGUCUAUAGCAAUUGCUAGCGAACGUGAAGUGAAAGGAAAUUGGAGAGAUUUUUAUGAAAUUGCACCUCAAGUUGAAGAAGCACCAGGACGUUUUCAAGUGAUCUCAUUCAAUUGGGAAGAGGUCCAAAAACCAUAUACUAUUGCAAUAUGGCUAUUACUUGCUGGGAUUGCUAAAAUGGUAUUUCAUAUAUCAAAACGGGUCGCUGAUACAUUUCCGGAUUCAUCAUUACUAAUUGUUGUGGGUCUCAUAUUGGGUGUUCUGCUUAAAUUAUCCAAUGUUAAUGAUUCAAUAUUCAAUCUGGAAGCAAAUGUUUUCUUUCUUUAUUUACUACCACCGAUUAUUUUUGAUGCUGGUUAUUUUAUGCCAAAUCGAGCUUUAUUUGAAAAUUUUGGCUCUAUAUUGGUAUUUGCUGUUAUCGGAACCAUAUGGAAUUGUCUAGCAAUUGGUUCAUCAUUAUAUGGCCUUGGCUUAUUAAAUGUUUUUUCAAUUAAAUUUUCCAUUUUUGAAAUUUUCCUCUUUUCGGCAUUAAUUAGCGCCGUUGAUCCGGUAGCUGUAAUAGCAGUUUUUGAAGAGAUUCAUGUUAAUGAAACACUUUUUAUAACUGUUUUCGGUGAAGCAUUGUUCAACGAUGGUAUCACUGUGGUACUCUAUCAAAUGUUUCGUAAAUUUGUACUUAUUGGAAAAGAUAAGUUAAUACCAAUUGAUUAUUUUUCUGGUGGUAUAAGUUUCUUUGUAAUUGGUCUCGGUGGUACAGCAAUUGGUCUUUUUUAUGCAUUUAUUGUUAGUUUUAUCACUAAAUAUACAGAUAAAGUUAAAAUAUUGAAUCCAAUUUUUAUAUUUCUAAUACCAUAUAUGGCAUAUCUAACUGGUGAAAUGUUUGGUCUAUCAUCCAUUUUAGCAAUUGUUGCAUGUGGUAUGGCUAUGAAACAAUAUGUUAAAGGUAAUAUUACUGCAACAGCUGCAACAUCUGUAAAAUAUUUCACAAAAAUGUUAGCACAAAUUUGUGAAACAGUAAUUUUUAUGUUUCUUGGCUUGUCAACAAUUUCAAGUAAACAUCACUGGGAUUUACCAUUUAUUGUACUUACAAUUAUUUUCUGUUUGGUUUAUCGCAGUAUUGGUGUCAUUGUACAAUGUGCUAUACUGAAUCGUUUCCGGAAACAAAGUUUUACUCGUGUUGAUCAAUUCAUUUUAUGUUACGGUGGUUUACGUGGUGCAAUUGCAUUCGGUUUAGUAGUUUCAAUGCCGAAUAAUAUUCAUGCUAAAAGUAUGUUCACAACAGCCUGUAUAGCUGUCAUCUACUUCACCGUUUUUCUACAAGGAAUAACAAUUCGGCCGUUAGCAACUUAUUUAAACAUUGAAAGGGAAGCAGAAGAAGGUCCAACAAUGAUACAAAGUGUUUAUAUGCGAUAUUUCGAUUAUACAAUGGCUGGUGUUGAAGAUAUUGCCGGACAAAAAGGAUAUAAUUCAAUACGUGAUGCUUUUGAAAGGUUAAAUGCAACAAUCUUUCGACCGUUAUUGAUGCGAAAUCAGAAGCCACAUCAAUUUGAUGCAUCAAAAAUCAUUCGAGCCUAUACAAAAAUAACAUUAAAAGAAGCCAUGGAAAUGGCCUGUGAUAUUAAGCCUAAUAUUAAUGUGCCAAGAAAAUCGAAAAGUGUAUCUGAUGGUCUUGGUGUAGCUUCAUCAGCUUAUAACAAUUUUGAAUAUUUAUUUGAUGAAAAAUCUGAACCAAAUGAUCCAACAAAUUUAAGGAUUGAACUUGCAAAAUAUAUGACAUCAAAUGAAAAUACAGAAGCAUUAUAUCGUAUGUUCAGUCAAUUAUUAGAUCGUAAACUUCGUGAAUUAAAAAAAGAUCAAAGUACAAUGGAUGAGAAUGGUGAUGAUAUUAAGGAAGAUUAUAUGGCAGAAUUUAUUAAACCUGGUACCAGUGUUUCAACAAUUGAUCUUACAGAUGUUGGCAAAUUAGCGCCACGUUCAAUGUCAAAUCCGCUUCGUGAUAGUAUAAGACGACGAAGACGAAUAGCUAGAAGUCAAAGUAUGGGAAAUUAUAUUUGA
This is a messenger RNA of Brugia malayi, 2055 nucleotides long. RefSeq lists its product as uncharacterized. Lineage: Eukaryota; Metazoa; Nematoda; Chromadorea; Rhabditida; Onchocercidae. The record is from RefSeq and is a predicted model, not a curated record. Gene Ontology annotation, cellular component: membrane. Gene Ontology annotation, biological process: regulation of pH; proton transmembrane transport; sodium ion transport. The coding region runs from base 1 to 2055 and encodes 684 amino acids. Gene Ontology annotation, molecular function: sodium:proton antiporter activity. The transcript has 16 exons.